Molecule: messenger RNA, 5882 nt
Organism: Diospyros lotus (date-plum)
Lineage: Eukaryota; Viridiplantae; Streptophyta; Magnoliopsida; Ericales; Ebenaceae
Exons: 4
Coding region: 341-5335 (1664 amino acids)
Cellular component (GO): nucleus
Molecular function (GO): chromatin binding
Source: RefSeq, a predicted model, not a curated record
CCAAAAAAGCAAAGCUCUCCCUCUGUCGAGCCCUCGCGACGUAUCAUUUCAUUUCUUUCGUCUUCCGCUCUCUCUCUCUCUCUCUCUCUGUAGCUCCAUUUUGUUUCAUCUCUUUCUCGCACUAGAUCGUGGGAUUGUGUAUUCGGAUCUGAUUCGGGGCUCGAAUUGGAACGAUUCGGAUCGCGGAGUGGAAGCCCCAAUGUUGGAGCUAGGGUUUUGGGGGGCGAUCUAGGGUUAGCAGCGGCGCGAAUUGACGAGUUUCGGCUGGGGAGUUCUAGGGUUGGGGAUUGAUGGUUCUCGCUGGGGACGGAGCUCGAAUUGGGGAAGAUGCAAGGCGAUUAUGCAUGGAAGGGAAGGUGAGAAUAGGAAGCGGAGUGGGCACAUGUGGUCGGUCCCCACGCGUGGCACCACUGCGACGAGGACUGUAGCCGCCGAUUCUGCUCUUGUUUCCUUAUCCAAGGACGGCCGAAAUAUCAGUGUUGGUGACUGUGCUCUUUUCAAACCACCACAGGAUUCCCCACCUUUUGUUGGAAUAAUCCGUAGCUUGAAAUUGAACAAAGAAAACGCUCUAGAGUUGUGUGUGAAUUGGCUAUACCGGCCUACAGAAGUGAAGCUUGGCAAGGGCAUCCCGUUGGAUGCCGCGCCAAACGAAGUCUUCUAUUCCUUUCAUAAGGAUGAAAUUCCUGCUGCUUCAUUACUCCAUCCGUGUAAAGUUGCAUUCCUUCCUAAAGGCGUUGAACUUCCUUCAGGGAUAUCAGCAUUUAUAUGCCGUCGAGUUUAUGACAUUGCAAAUAAGUGUUUAUGGUGGUUAACGGAUCAAGAUUAUAUUGAUGAGCGACAAGAAGAAGUAGACCAGCUGUUAAAUAAAACUCGAAUUCAGAUGCAUGCGACAGUGCAAUCGGGUGGCCGUUCUCCGAAACCAAUUAACGGUCCAACAUCACAGUUGAAACCUGGUUCAGAUAAUGUACAGAGUUCCACUUUCCCUUCUCAUGCUAAGGGGAAGAAAAGGGAGAGGGCUGAUCAUGGCUCUGAGCCUGUCAAAAAAGAACGUUCUGCUAAAAUGGAUGAUGGUGAUUCUAUUCAGUUAAAAUCAGAAAGCCUGAAAGCUGAGAUUUCUAAGAUAACAGAAAAGGGUGGUCUUGUAGAUUCAGCCGGAGUUGAGAAAUUGGUUCAACUUAUGCAGCCAGAUAGAUCUGAGAGGAAGAUGGAAGUGGUUAGCAGGUCAAUGCUUGCAGGAGUAAUAGCUACUACUGAAAAUUUUGAAUGCCUUAAUCGGUUUGUCCAUCUCAAGGGCUUACUUGUGUUAGAUGAAUGGCUUCAAGAUGUCCAUAAAGGGAAAAUUGGUGAUAGUAGUCCCAAGGAUGGUGAUAAAUCUGUAGAGGAUUUUCUCUUCGUUUUGCUUCGUGCUCUUGAUAAGCUUCCUGUGAAUCUUCAAGCCCUACAGAUGUGUAACAUUGGCAAAUCAGUGAACCAUUUACGUUCACAUAAAAAUUUUGAAAUUCAGAAGAGGGCAAGAAGUUUAGUUGACACAUGGAAGAGACGUGUUGAGGCUGAAAUUGAUGGUAUAGACGCAAAGUCUGGUGCAACCCAAGCUGUUUCAUGGCAAUCCAGGCCACGCCUUCCUGAAGUUUCUCAUGGUGGGAGCAGACAUCCUGGUGGAGCCUCUGAUAUUGCCAUAAAGAGCUCAGUUACACAGCUUUCUGCAUCAAAAGUUGCUUUAGUUAAACCUGUUCAGGGUGAGUUAACUUCCAAAUGCACUUCCUCUUCUCCAGGUUCAGUGAAAUCAGUGCUUUCACCUACUUCAGGCAAAGAUGGUCAACCAAGAAUGGUAGUUGGUGGGACCUCAGAUCUUCCUUCAUCUACUGGAAGGGAGGAGAGGAGCAGCAGCUCCAGUCAGUCUCACAACAACAGUCAAUCCUGUUCAAGUGAUCAUGCCAAGACCACUGUUUUCUCAGGAAAAGAAGAUGCAAGGAGUUCUACAGCAGGGUCAAUGAGUGUGAAUAAGACAUCUGGUAAUUCUUCUCGCAAUCGGAGGUCAGUCAAUGGGUUUCCUGGACCUGCUGCAUCUGGUGGUCAAAGGGAAACUGGGUCAAACAGAAGCUCUCCACUACACAGGAAUACACCUUCAGAGAAAAUUUCACAGUCUGGGCCAACCUCUGAAAAGGCUUUGGAUGUACCAUUUGUUGAGGGGAAUAGUCAUAAACUGAUUGUUAAGUUACCAAACAGAGGCAGGAGUCCUGCACAAAGUGCCAGUGGAGGAUCUUUUGACGACCAUUCUAUCAGGAACAGCAGAGGUUCUUCUCCUGUGCUUUCAGAGAAGGUUGAUAAAUUGGAUCGUAAUCCCAAGGAAAAAAGUUAUGCUAAUCGAGUUAAUACCUCCUCUGAUGUGAAUACAGAGUCAUGGCAAAGUAAUGAUUUCAAAGAUGUUUUGACUGGGUCUGAUGAAGGUGAUGGGUCACCUGAUGCUGUUCGUGAAGAAGCUCAAUGUAGGACUGGCGAAGAUGCUGGAAAGUUAGCUGAAGUCUCUAGAGCUGGUUCCUCAUCAUCAGGGAAUGAAUUGAAACCAGGAAAACUGCACAAGGCUUCUUUCAGCUCUAUAAAUGCCUUAAUUGAAAGCUGCGUGAAAUAUGCUGAUGCCAGCCCAUCUCUAUCAGCUGGAGAUGAUGUUGGAAUGAAUCUUCUUGCUAGUGUAGCAGCUGGAGAAAUGUCCAAGUCCGACUUGAUCUUGCCAACUGAUUCUCCAAAGAGAAAAGCCCCUGUCGUUGAGGAUAUGUGUAUUAUUGAUGAUGCCAAAUCAAAAUCGUCACAUGGGAAUAACCUUGCUCAAGAUCAAAGUGAGCCUACUGACACUGCUGCAGCUAAUACUGAGCAGGGUGGUACCGCAGUUACACCAUGGACUAGGGAUGGAUUAAAUCAUCUAGCUAAACAAGACUCUGGCGACUUAACUGGAAAUGGAAAAGCAACUUCUUCAACACCUGAACUGAUAUCAAAUGGAAGGGGUGAUGAACAUAACUCCUCGAAUUUGGAUUUGCAAUCAUCUAAAGAGCCAUGCCUGGAGAUUAAUGAAAUAUCAGAUCAACUUAAAGGUGCUGCUUAUUUGGGUGUCUCGCCAGUCAGUGCAGCAGAAAAAGUAUUGGAUGCUGAAGAAAGCACACAACCCGAUGAGAAAACUGCAAUCGCCACCAUUGCUAGUGUCGACAGCAUACAAGACAAUAAAACAAAGGGAAGCAGUUCUGUGUUAACAGGCAGUAAGGUAAAUGAAGAGCUUUCAAGUGUACAAGUUGAGAAGGCAGCUGAUGAAGGUUCAUUGUAUGACAAGGAGAACAAAGAUAAUUUGAAUGAAGGAUUUAGUGGUGGUGACCACAUGGAACAGAAGCCACCACCUCUAGGGAAAGUGGAGUCCGAGCAUUUGGAAAGAUGCAAUAAUGAACAGUUACGUCACUCUUCUACGAAAGAUUUGGGAAAUGUUGAUGAGCACAAUGGUGGAAAAGAUGAUGUAACAGACGUCACAAACUAUGGCAGGCAGUCUGGGAAACAAAAAGUAGAUCAGGGUAACAAUGUUGCUCUGGCUAAUGAAAAUCAGUUUUUAGACAAUGGUGAUUCAACCAUUGGUGAUCAGAAGAGGGAGGGUUUGGAAGUAAAUGUUGAAAGGAAAGAGGUUACUGAAUGCAAGUCUAGUAGUGUUGGUCCUCAAUAUAAUUUACCUUCAUCUCCUGGCCAUGAAGAGGAGCAGCAAAUGAGGUCAAGGGCAUCCAAGGCGAGUGCUCUUGAGGCAGAUGAAGCGGAGGAGAGUGCAUCAAUUACAGCAGAUGAUACUUCUUUUCCUGCUGCAGGGGUGUCAAAUGUGGAUGCAAAGCUUAAGUUUGAUUUGAAUGAAGGAUUUGUUGCAGAUGAUGGAAAAUAUGGGGAGUCUAUCAACUCAGGAGGCCCUGGAUGCUCAGCCUCUCUUCGUGUGGUUAACCCCUUUCCUUUUCCUGUUUCUUCACUUUCCAGUGGUCUUCCUGCUUCCAUUACUGUUGCUGCUGCUGCAAAAGGGCCUUUUGUUCCUCGGGAGGAUCUAUUGAGAAGUAAAGGAGAACUUGGUUGGAAGGGAUCUGCUGCUACUAGUGCAUUUCGUCCAGCUGAACCCAGGAAGCUUUUGGACAUACCACCAGGUACAACUAAUAUCCCAAGUGCUGAUGCUACUGCAGGCAAACAUGGUCGCCCUCUGUUGGAUUUUGACCUGAAUGUACCAGAUGAAAGAAUUGUUGAGGACAUGGCUUCUCAAAACUCUGUUCAGGACAUAGUUUCUAUGUCGGACCGUGUCACUAACUUGGCACAAAAUAAGAUUGGUUCUACACCUAUUCGGAGUUCUGGAUUUCUUGAUCUUGAUUUGAACCGAGUUGAUGAAGCUAGUGAUACUGGGCCAUACUUAACAAGUAGCAGUGGUAGAGUGGAGGCUUCGCUUCUGCCAGUUAAGGCAACACCAACAAGUGGGUUUCCUGAUCCUGAGGUAAGGAGGGAUUUUGACCUGAACAAUGGCCCUGUUCUUGAUGAAGUAACUGCUGAACCACUGCUGUUUGGCCAGCACGUCCCCACCAUCCCCACCAGCAUGCUGUUCCAGCCUCCUGCUGCUGGCCAUAGAAUGAACAAUGCAGAAAUGGGGACUUUCUCAUCAUGGUUUACAAAUCCAAAUGCUUAUCCAGCGGUUACGAUUCCAUCAAUCUUGUCUGAUAGAGGGGAGCAGCCUUUUGCUGUUGCUACAGCAGGUGGGCCUCCCAGGACACUGAGGCCUGCUAAUGGGGGGCCACUAUUUGCUUCAGAUGUUUACCGUGGUUCAGUGUUGUCAUCUUCUCCUGCUAUAUCUUUCCAAUCAACUCCCUUCCAGUAUCCUGUGUUUCCUUAUGGGGCUACUUUGCCUGUGCCAUCAGCUGCUUUCUCGGGUGGGUCUACAACCUAUAUGGAUCCUGCAUCUGGUGGGAGACUUUGCUUCCCUCCUGCCAAUUCACAGCUUAUAGGCCCUGCUACUAUAAUGUCCCCUACUCAGUACCCCAGGCCAUCAUAUGUUGUUAGCCUUCCAGAUGGUAGCAGCAGUAUUAGUAUCGACAACAAUAGAAAAUGGGGUAAGAAGGGUGGUCUUGACCUCAAUGCCGGUCCUGGAAGCCUGGAAAUAGAAGGCAGAGAUGAAACAUCACCUCUUGCGUCAAGGCAACUUCCUGUUGCUAGUUCACAGGCAUUAGUGGAGGAGCAAGCAAGGAUGUAUCAGCAGGUUGCUGGUAUUGUUCCAAAGAGGAAGGAGCCUGAGGGGGGCUGGGAUACUGAGAGCUUUAGGUACAGGCAACCUUCAUGGCAGUAAGGACACCUUCUGGACAGUCUGGCAACUUGUUCAAGGCUUCAAGACCUGUUAGUUGGGGGCGGCCAAUGGUAAAUCCUGGAAUUCGUGUCGUCUACCUAUCGCAAUCAAAGAGAGUAUAUUUACCAUCCCGGGGGUCUGCAAGCUCUAAAUUUUCGGGUCCGGGAGGCUGUAGACAUUUCUCCUUUGUAGAUAAUGUUAACUUCUGGACAACAUGCUACACCCGGCGUUUGCCCUAAACGAGUUGGAGGUACUUGAGAAUGUCCCGGUGUCCUUAUAUGUCGGUUUCGACCCCAAUUCUUCUGGCUGGGAAGAUUGGGUUGGUUUUCUGAAAACUGCAAACGAAAUGAACGACCGGAAUGGUUGUGUAGUGCUGUAAUUAUCAUCUUCUUUUUUUUUUAACUUCUUCUUGGCCUUUUGAUCAUUAUCUCAUCCAUCAUAUACACCCAUAAGAUAAGCAGGAGGUUGGUUAGCAGCUGAAUUUUGGCAACUUUGAGCUUUUUGCUUUUUCUAGAUCUACCCAUCAUAUGAAUGAAUUAUAUUAGUAUCU